AUGAGUACAAAGCUAGAAAACGAGGCAGAGGAUGCCAACAUCUCAUAUCCCUCGCCCGGCACUGAGGCAAUGGAAGCUGGCCCUUUUUACAACACUAGUGGCCGAGACGUCCCUCAAGACCACCAAGAGCACGAGCACCAUGAGCAUCAUGAGUCCCAUCACGAGCCUCAUCAUGAACAGUUAGACCAUCAUGCGCCGGAACAAGUACAACAUGUGCAAGCUCCAGAGCACAAUCAGAAUGACCUGCAACCUCCAGAACCGGAAACCCCUCAGCAGCACGUUCCUCGUCCUGCCAACCUGGAAGAGCUUCAGCUGGCAGCCCAGUUAGGCCAAGGUCUAGCUGGAGCGCCCAUGAUGCCAGCCACAGACCCCAACAUGAACGUCGAGGACCCCAACCUGCGAAGCAUCAUGCCUCACCCUGACCCCGAGCAGCAGCAGACACCGUCAUAUGUUCACGAUACUCCGACGAGCGACCAAAUGGUAUCGCACGCCAUGUCUGUUUCUGUUGGGCCACCAAUGGGCCCCCAAUACCCUAUCGACAACAGCAUCCCACCCAGAAAACGAUCAAAGGUGUCAAGGGCGUGCGACGAGUGUCGGAGGAAGAAAAUCAAGUGUGACGCCCAGUCAGAUACUGGGGACGCUCCCUGUUCCAGUUGUGCUAGAUCAUCCAUUAGAUGCCUAUUCAGCCGCGUACCGCAGAAAAGGGGUCCAAGUAAAGGAUAUAUCAAAGAACUUGCAGAUCGCAUCCAUAGCAUCGAAAACAAGCUCGAGUCCGAUGGAGGCCUGAGCCAAGACGACAUCGACAGACUCUUUUCCACAGAUCGACCUCGGCAAAGCCAAGGCGAGGAUGCUGCUCGAAAACGACCCUUUUCCAGUAUUUCGACAAACGAUUUUGUUACACCCUCGCGACAAAUGCCAUGGGGCUCGGACCACAGGAUGCAGGCCUCACCAGGGACUUCUGAAGCAUAUUCAGCUUACAACAACAACUCGUUGGCACCCCAAGCUACACCCAUUAGGCCAGACACUACGCCCUCGAAACCUCCCGUGGCUGCCAUGGACGUGUCAAUGCCAGAUGCUCAUGAGACCGUUGACAUCGACGAAAGCAUGCUACAGAGUUAUUUGUCAACUGUUGGCCCUGUGUAUCCGAUAUUGCCAAGCACAAAGAAUCGAAUGCAGGCGUUACUCGCGCAGUGCCCAACAUCGGUCCAGAAUGCAUUCGCCAAUGCUCUUCCCGCUGUCGUAGGAUCCGGUGGUGACACAAAGCUUGCUAGCUUGCUACUUAUGGAACGCGAGAGCGAUGAAACCCAUGCCACACAAGCCACCUAUAUUGUCCAUGCCCAAACGCUGUUGCUGCUUAUUAUCGACGCAGACUGGCGUUCUUCACCAACUCUGCCUUACUUGCUUUCUCGUGCAGUUGGUCUGGCCAAUUCGAUUAAUCUAUGGCGAUACACUCCCGUCGAGUUGGUUUUGGAGUCCGACUCGGACUCAGAUGACCAGCUAUCAGUGCGGAUAUGGUGGUCAUUGAUCCUGAUGGACCGUUGGCAUGCUGUCGGCAAAGGAAAACCACCAAUGAUACCCGACAAUAGUACAGUCGCUCCUCCUGGCCUGGAGAAGAUCCUGGGAGAUGUGUGCUUUUACCUUGCUCGACUUUCAAAGCUGCUCAACUGUCUGUGGCAAGCUAUCUUCACAUUGCAGCUCGGAAUGUCCACAACCGAGGAGAUAGUGGCACGCAUACUCGCAGAUUAUGUCGAGAACUACCGAGAAGAUCUCCCUGCGCAUAUCUUGGCUACGUCGCAUCCCGUGGUGCAUCUAGCAUACUGGCACUGUAAGCUCAUGGUUGUGCUUUUGACACCAGGCGCUACGCCGACCGAAACGUUAUGGCCUACCAAGGAAGUGAUCAACCUUCUCUUUGCAAACGAGCACCUACGCAGUCCACUCGUCAAUCACUUUGUGUCUCUUAUCACGAUGUCUCUGGCGAAGCUUGUCAAGAUCGACAAGUCGCGAGAAGAAGCCACACAGCUGAUCAAGGGCAUUGUGGAAAAGCCAAACGAAAUGUGGAAUGGUGUUCGCGACAAACUCUCGGAAUUCUUGCGUCCAACAUCGUCAGUGGAGGCGGCAGCGAGCCAAGGCCUUCAACACCUGGCAGAUCUUGCCACAGCACAUGAGGGCAUUGCACCGGGAGGUGAUGAUAUCUCAUUUGGGCCAUCGUUGGCAUCAGGGUAUUUGGAUAUGGCGUAG
Messenger RNA from Fusarium proliferatum ET1, 2238 nucleotides. RefSeq lists its product as uncharacterized. Gene Ontology annotation, biological process: DNA-templated transcription. Gene Ontology annotation, molecular function: zinc ion binding; DNA-binding transcription factor activity, RNA polymerase II-specific; DNA binding. Gene Ontology annotation, cellular component: nucleus. The coding region runs from base 1 to 2238 and encodes 745 amino acids. NCBI's taxonomy places the organism in Eukaryota, Fungi, Ascomycota, Sordariomycetes, Hypocreales, Nectriaceae. The transcript is spliced from 4 exons. The record is from RefSeq and is a predicted model, not a curated record.